AUGGAUGGAAGAGAUUAUAACAAACCGCAAGGCCCACCAGACAAUAAAGAGAGGUAUUCUAAUCAAAAAAAUUACAAUUUUAUAAGUAUAAUUUGCAGAAAACCUGAAAAGAAAGGCACGAUUGACACUAUAAAAGGAUUUUUUCCAUCAUGGAAUCGAACUGAAGUUAGUCAAUUCGAUAUAGAAGAACAACGAAGAGAAAUUGAACGAAUUGAAAGACUUAGGAGAUUGGAAGAAAAAACGAAGAAAAAUUAUGCGGAAAGAGAGUAAGAUUUAACUUGAACUUCGAUAUAAAGAAUAAUUUAAAUUUAGGCAAAGAUAUCGAGAACAAGAAGAAUCAGAUAGAAAACAUGAAGAAAAGCAUAAAGAACGUGAAGACAAUUAUAAGAAGAAGCUUCAAGAAAUCGAGCAGGAAAGAACUAAAAAACAAGUCGAAACGGACCAAGAAUUCCAAAAUCGAAUGAAACAAUUGAAUGAUUUAACUGCUCUGAAUAUUGAGAGACAAAACGAGGUAAGAUAUAUUGUUAUUUGUGAAGUUCAAUUCAAUUUUUGCAGAGGCAUGCUAGAAUUCUAGAUGAAACUGAAAGGGAAUAUGACUUGAAAAUUGCAUCAAAACAAAGAGAGACUCAAAGGUAUUUUGAAUUUUAUUGAUUCUGAAAUCAAACAUUUUAUGAAGUUCAAUUUCAGUAUUGUCAACAUUAUCCAACAAGCAUCAGAAAGAAAUAGCAAUGAAUCGAAAAUGAGACAACAGCAGACUAUCGAUGAAACUAAUGAACAUUUAAGGUACAAAUAAUUUUGAUUGAAACUCAAAAAAAAAUGUAAAUCAUUGUAGAUUGGCUGACGAGAGAAGGAAACAACGUGAGCAAGAAUUGGAAGAAUUGCGCGAGAAAACUAGAAUCGAACUGGAAAAAUCGAGAAUAAUGUGGGAGGAAAGAAAACGACAAUUAGAAGAACAAAUGGAAUAUAUGGAACAAAUGAUGAUUCAAAAAUUAUGGAGUAUUCGGUUGGAAAAUCAAUUCACAAAUCGAUUGGAUUUCUUGAGAACAUCGGGAAGAGAAAUUUUGAGAAAUUAUACUGUUCUAAUCGAAACUGUGAGUCAUGAAUAAGGUUUUUCAAAAAAAAAAUUUAUUUAUUUCAGUUGAAUAUCGUGAAACGAAGAAAAGCAAAUGGUAAAGAAGUGUCGGAAGAAUUUUACGCUCCAAAAAUUCAAGUUCUUCAAAACUCUUUGGAUUCUGAAAAGGAACUAAUGCAAAAGGAAUCUGAAAAUAUUGGAAACAUUUUAUUUAAUGGCCAAUGGGUGUUUUUAUAUCCAGUUAAAAAUUCACUUGAUGACAUAGUCAAUUCUUGUGCUAAUUUUAGUAAAGUUUUGUCAGGAGUUGUGAGUUUUUAGGGUUUUUCAAACAACAAUUUUCUUUUUUUUUCAGAAUCUUCCAAAUUUAUUGAAUUGCAUUGCACAAUUAAAAGAUGCUCAUGUGGAUUUGUGCUUAAAGAUUGAUGCGAUCCCAACAUUUAAUCAAUUGAAGGCGACAAAUUAUCAAUUUUCAAAUCUGGCUAUGAUCGAAGAUGAGCCAAGUCAAUUUAGAAUUGAAGAAAUUGAAUAA
This is a messenger RNA of Caenorhabditis angaria, 1601 nucleotides long. The record is from the annotation of a GenBank genome assembly. Lineage: Eukaryota; Metazoa; Nematoda; Chromadorea; Rhabditida; Rhabditidae.